CCUAAACCACAUAAAGAUACCCUGUCUAGUCUCUAUUGCAUCUAAUAAUUGAUCUUUGUUUUUUUUGGACUUUAUUGUCUCCGAGCGAAUAGUGGCUCUUUCCAAAAAGUCAUUUUGAAAAGUUUCUAACCUCUAGGCCACCACUCAUGGCUACUCUGUUCAUGAAGCUGGUGAGCUUCUUUCUAAUUCUAUCUACUUUUUGUCUCACUACUGUGAACUCGGAGCCACAGUGCCAUAAUUUCAAAUCGAUCAUUAGUUUCGGCGAUUCUAUUGCCGACACUGGAAACUUGCUCGCCCUCUCCGAUCCUACCAAUCUCCCUAAGGUCGCGUUUCUACCGUACGGAGAAACCUUCUUCCACCAUCCGACCGGCCGUUUCUCAAACGGCCGCCUCAUCAUCGAUUUCAUUGCUGAAUUUUUGGGUUUUCCGCUUGUGCCUCCUUUUUACGGAUCUCAAAAUGCAAAUUUUGAGAAAGGAGUUAAUUUUGCGGUUGGAGGAGCAACGGCACUGGAACGUUCCUUUCUUGAAGAGAGAGGCAUUCAUUUUCCUUACACCAACGUUAGUUUAGCCGUACAGCUUAGUAGCUUCAAGGAGAGUUUGCCUAACUUAUGUGUCUCUCCUUCAGACUGCAGAGAUAUGAUAGAAAAUUCUUUGAUUCUCAUGGGAGAAAUUGGAGGGAAUGACUAUAACUACGCAUUCUUUGUGGGCAAAAACAUUGAAGAGAUCAAAGAGCUGGUUCCGCUUGUUAUUGAAACUAUCUCUUCUGCAAUCACGGAGUUGAUUGGUAUGGGGGGGAAAACAUUUCUGGUGCCCGGAGAGUUCCCGCUCGGAUGCUCAGUAGCCUAUUUGAGUUUAUAUCAAACAUCAAACAUAGAAGAAUAUGAUCCUCUAACAGGAUGUUUGAAAUGGCUGAACAAGUUUUCAGAAUACCACGACGAGCAGCUUCAAGCAGAACUCAACAGACUUCAGAAGUUGUACCCUCAUGUCAACAUCAUAUACGCUGACUACUACAACACACUGUUGCGUCUUGCCCAAGAACCAGCCAAAUUCGGGUUCAUAAGCAGACCCUUGCCGGCUUGCUGCGCUUUAGGAGGACCGUUUAACUUCACAUUAGGUAGGAAACGUGGGACUCAAGUACCUGAAUGUUGUGACGAUCCUUCAAAGUAUGUGAGUUGGGAUGGUGUUCAUAUGACUGAAGCUGCAUAUAGAUUGAUGGCUGAGGGUAUACUUAAGGGACCUUAUGCGAUUCCUCCUUUCGAUUGGUCUUGCCUCAGCUCUGAAAUUAAGAACACACAGAAUUCUUUGAUGAACAACUGAUGUAUGUUGGUCAAAAAUUUGAGACAAGAAUACUGAUAAUAUCAUGUAUGUUCCUCAGUCCUGAACAUUUGGUCAUUUGGAUCAUGUGUUGUGUGUUACUGUGUUUGACAAUCUGUAUUGUUGUUAUGGUAAAUAACGGUUGUGUUGUAUCACACACUAUAACAGGUUUACGUUUACCUAAACAUAUUAAGUUAUAAUUAAUGGGCCACAGGCCCAUAUUAUAUAAUGUAGUUGGGUUUUGUUGACUUGAACGGCUCCAGUA
Arabidopsis thaliana (thale cress) is the source of this 1578-nucleotide messenger RNA. RefSeq names its product SGNH hydrolase-type esterase superfamily protein. NCBI's taxonomy places the organism in Eukaryota, Viridiplantae, Streptophyta, Magnoliopsida, Brassicales, Brassicaceae. The record is from RefSeq and is marked reviewed. Bases 147 to 1316 code for a protein of 389 amino acids. The transcript is spliced from 5 exons. Gene Ontology annotation, cellular component: extracellular region. Gene Ontology annotation, molecular function: hydrolase activity, acting on ester bonds.